Messenger RNA from Protopolystoma xenopodis, 477 nucleotides. Lineage: Eukaryota; Metazoa; Platyhelminthes; Monogenea; Polystomatidea; Polystomatidae. The record is from the annotation of a GenBank genome assembly.
CUUCUUUUCCAAGCGCUGGGUCUGAAUAAUAUUGACUUCAAGUUUGGCGUGUCGCGAGUCUUCUUCCGGCCUGGCAAGUUUGCGGAGUUCGACCAGAUGCUACGUUCUGAUCCUCAGCAUCUGGCCAGCUUGGUCGCCAAAGUAGCCAAAUGGCUAAUUAGGUACCGAUGGCACUUAGCCCAGUACUGCGCCUGGGAGGUGAUUAAGUUAAGGAAAAAGAUUGAGUAUCGUCGGGCCAAAGUAAUCCUGCUACAGAGGUAUAUUCGUGGCUGGCUAUGUCGGAGGCGCCUGGGUCUUACAAUCAAGGCUAUGCUCGAGAUAACACGCAUGCGCCGACAACUUGAAUCCUGCCUCAUAGCCUACCAGAAAAUGCCCAAGUACCGUCAGGAGGGCGAUAAUGAAGUACGAGUCUACUCGGCUGUUCUGUCCCAUAACACUUAUCGCCUCGUAAUAGUAUACGACGAGUAUUGUUUUUAA